UGUGGCUUCCUGUUCCGCCUGCGACGGUUUGGAUUCGGACGGUGAAGGCUGAGCGGCUGGCAGCUCUGUUCGGCGUCCGGUCGCGUACUUUUACGUAUAUUGGCCAUCAAAAGAACUGUGCAGUCGUCCAUACAGUAACGAUUUCGUAACUUAAAUGGACGACUCCAAGUCGCUAAAGUUUUCCUCCAUACAGGAGGAAUUAUCUUACUGGAAGGAGCAGGCAUCUAAACACAGGCAGAGUGCUGAGGAGGCACAGGAGGAGCUGCAGGAGUUCCAGCAGAUGAGCCGCGACUAUGAGGCGGAGCUGGAGACCGAGCUGAGACAGUCCGAGGCCCGGAACCGCGAGCUGCUGUCACACAACAACCGCCUACGCAUGGAACUGGAAAGCUACAAGGAAAAAUAUGAGGCCCAGCACUCUGAAGCUUUCAGACAAAUCACCACAUUGGAAGGGGACCUGGCCGAGACCACAGCCAUGAGGGACCAUCUGCAGAAGUACAUUCGUGAAUUGGAACAGGCCAAUGAUGACCUAGAGAGGGCCAAAAGGGCCACUAUCAUGUCCUUGGAGGACUUUGAGCAGAGGAUGAACCAUGUGAUUGAAAGGAAUGCCUUCCUGGAGAGUGAACUGGAUGAGAAGGAGAACUUGCUUGAGUCAGUACAGCGGCUGAAGGAUGAAGCCAGAGACCUCCGUCAGGAGCUGGCAGUGCAGCAGAGGCAGGACCGGCGCCCAUCCCUCGGCCUGUCUAAGGACGCAGAGAAAAACGAGUCGCUGUCACGCCCUCCCUCUGCACUUUCCGCCACCCCGUCGGGUGCACGUGGCUCUGCCAGCACCUUUACCACACCCCCGGCUUCUUACCGUCGAGGUGAUGGCCUGACAGGAACCCCCCUUACUACAUCCGCCCGCAUAUCAGCACUUAACAUUGUUGGAGAACUGCUGCGGAAGGUCGGGAACUUGGAGUCCAAGCUGGCUUCCUGCCGAGACUUUGUGUACGACCAGUCACCAGGUCGCAUGGCACUUUCUGCGGGCCCCGGGACAGCUACUGCUCUGCGGGAGCCUCAGGAGAACUCGCCCAGUGCCAGCAGCAUGCCUCUGUUUGACAAGGGCUUGGCGAAGCGUUUGGAUUUUGGAGCAGCGCCCUCCAGUGUUGCUUCCCAGGCAGCGCAGUCUCCACAGGGUGUGGUGAAGAUCUUGCUGUGAGAGCGUGCGUGCCGUCCUGCCUCAGAAGGAAUCUGCUGCAUUACUCCUUUUAACAUCCUCAUGCUUUUAUCAAAGCUGUGGUUCAUCCAGUUAGUGUCUCCAUGGGGCUGAUAGCGGGUUUUAAUCUACUAAACCCACAAACAUUGGAAUGUGCUAGAAAACCUGGCGUUUCACUGCUCCGCAAUAAUCCUAUGCUCAGCGACGCCCCCCUGCCGGACCCACUGGAGUGUAUUGAAGAUCUGCUUUCUGCCACUGCUGCCUUUGCUUUAAUGACUCUGGACCCCAAAGCUGUCAACCUCAGUCCCUCUGGCCACCUCUCUGACUCUGCAGAGGCUGAUGGCAGCACAGAGAGCCAGGGCACCUCCAAGGUCAUCCAACAGUGUCUGAGGAGGAGCAGUUCUGGCUGAUGGAAGCAUUCCUCCUGUUUUAGUGAAUGUCCUGGUCUGUACGGAAACGUCACAUAAGGUGUAGAAACAGGAGGAAGUCAGGCUGUCCAGAUAUAAAGCACAGGUUCUGCCCUUUAAUCUCUGCUCACUUUAAUGUGAGGCUCAUACUGCCUGUCAAGGCUGCUUCUAAAGCCUUUCUCUUGCAUGUUGCCUAGAUUAUUAACCACUGAUCAGAUUGUCAGAGCCAAAUGGUGAUGUCAGAGAAUACGGUAGUUUUACAAGCAGUAGUGACUGUUUUGUUAACUCGGCUUCUGUUUCUGAUGGAACAGAAUAGCCAAGCAACGUAGUGUUUUAGUAGGAGUUAUUCCAUUUGCACAGAGCAGCUCGAUUACCAUAUCAUGACCAGGUCCUGUGUAAACUGGUAAAUGCUUGGUGUCAAUAACCCUACGUAUAUAAUGCAGACACUCAGCUAUGGCCACCAGCUGCAAGUUAGAGCUUGAAGUGUUGAACCGGUUAAACAAUGUUGAUGCUGUGUGACCGUAACCACUUACUUGUGGAUGUGGCAGUGCUUCCUAAGUGGUAGAUCCUGAUUUAAGAAUAUAUAAUGGAUUAAGAAAACCAUGUGACAAAGCAAUACACUGGGCAGUACACGUUUUAAUAAAAUAUAUUACCCUUUCAAUUACAGUUUUGAAGGGGGAUAUUGAGGUGCAACACUGCUAAGUUCAAUAAAUAGCCAUGAAAUGUUUUAUUGGAAUAUUUCACUAUGGCCACAGUUUUGAUUUAAAAAGAUUUUUUUUGUUACUGUUAUACAUUAUAAGGCAUUUAUGUGUACUUAGUAUCAUGGGGUGCACUAAAAAUAAGGUCACCAGUAACUGACUAAGCAAUAUCAAUUAUGAUCUCUCUUUUACCCUUAAGUUGGCAACCUCAGAAAACAUGUCUGUGUGAGCUGGACAGUUUCUUUUCUAUACAAAAAUGGCGAUAGGCCACAUGUCUAGUUCGACAUUUGAACAAUUUAUUGUGAAGAUUGCUGGGAUUUUUCUGUGCUAAUCAUGUCUUUUCUCCUGAAGAACAUUGUACUGACAGAGGUUUUAGAUAGCAUCAAUGUUCCAGGGCCAAUGUAUUUUUUAUUUUCUACUGGAAAAAGUUUUUAAAUGGCGGUUCUUUUAUAAGUUUAGACAUCAAACUGCUUAGUCAGAGAAUGUCAUGUUUUGGUCAAAAAAUGCAUUUAAAAUUACUUUAGCUUUUGCUUCUUAUUGAGGGUACUAACAGAAAGUAGUUGGGAGCAUGUAGAAUAGAGGCUGGGUUGUUACAGUCCGCAGCUCAGGGGCACAGUUGAUCUUUGCACUUUUAGCAGUGUCUGCACAAAAGUAACAAUAAUUUGAGGUUUAAGUAGGGAAUUAUUUUUCUACAGAUUUGGCUGUUCGAGAACAAGGAAGACCAAACAGCUCUAAUGUGUGUCCUUUGUGCGUCUUUAGGUGAUAAUGCUAUUUAGGAAUCACCAGAUGAAAAUUAAAUUUGGUUAUAGAGUGAGUGUGGCAUCCACACCAUCACGCAUAGAGGAUUCCUACUUUUCUCUAUGUACCUGAGGUGCUGUAUCGAGUAACAGCAGUUUGGUUUGCAAACAUUUUUAUACCAAAAUGUGUACAUUAAAAAAAACACUCCACAA
This is a messenger RNA of Brienomyrus brachyistius, 3247 nucleotides long. It is a transcript of the gene nde1, whose product is annotated as nudE neurodevelopment protein 1. The transcript is spliced from 9 exons. Bases 155 to 1195 code for a protein of 346 amino acids. The record is from RefSeq and is a predicted model, not a curated record. Gene Ontology annotation, cellular component: kinetochore; kinesin complex; centrosome. NCBI's taxonomy places the organism in Eukaryota, Metazoa, Chordata, Actinopteri, Osteoglossiformes, Mormyridae. Gene Ontology annotation, biological process: chromosome segregation; microtubule nucleation; cell migration. Gene Ontology annotation, molecular function: microtubule binding.